Necator americanus (New World hookworm) is the source of this 2136-nucleotide messenger RNA. RefSeq lists its product as uncharacterized. NCBI's taxonomy places the organism in Eukaryota, Metazoa, Nematoda, Chromadorea, Rhabditida, Ancylostomatidae. Gene Ontology annotation, molecular function: FMN binding; NADPH-hemoprotein reductase activity; flavin adenine dinucleotide binding. The record is from RefSeq and is a predicted model, not a curated record. The transcript is spliced from 19 exons. The coding region runs from base 1 to 2136 and encodes 711 amino acids. Gene Ontology annotation, cellular component: cytosol. Gene Ontology annotation, biological process: response to hormone.
AUGCUUGCCACGUAUUGUACAAUGAGCAAUAUUUGUGAAAUGGACAGUAGUGGCGCAUGCUUACAAGUCUCCGCUAGCGUCUCUGCAUCGCAAUCACGAACGUUUUUUUCGUCUCCCAGCAAGGAACAAAAGGACUUUUUUUUUUGUGUCAAGAUGUGGGAAUGGAUUCUGUCACAUUUGGACUUUAUGGAUCUUAUUAUCCUUACAACACUGAUGAUAGGUGGCUUGUACUUCGUCGUCAAAUAUCGUCUAGGUGAUACACAUUCAAGGUACACUCCCAACAUCACGGCGAUUACACCGACUACCAGGCCAAAAGAUAUGUCUUUCAUAGCACGUAUGAAGAAUGAAAAUCGACAGGUAUUGAUCAUGUAUGGUUCACAAACGGGUACUGCUGAAGAGUUAUCCGGUCGUUUAGCUAAAGAUUUUACACGUUAUGCUAAGAAGGCUCUUGUAAUUGAUCCGGAGGAAAUCGAUGUAGACGAUAUGGCGAGACUAUGUGAAAUCGACGAUUGUUUGGUGGUGUUCUGUAUGGCCACGUAUGGUGAAGGUGAUCCAACAGAUAACGCUCAACAGCUAUAUGAGUAUAUUACCACUACAGAUUCCGAUUUCAAAGGGAUUAAGUAUGCGGUUUUUGGACUGGGGAAUAAAACGUAUGAGCACUUCAAUGCCGUUGGUAAACUGUUCGAUAAACGAUUAGAAGAUCUAGGCGCGGAGAGAGCAUUUCCGCUUGGCAUAGGAGAUGAUGACGCAAAUCUGGAAGAGGAUUUCAUGAGAUGGCGUGAAGCUUUUCUGCCUACAGUAGCACAACAAUUUGGAUGGGAGUUGAAUAUGGAUGCCGAAACACUUCGACAGUAUCGAUUAGAGCUGGUAGACCACAAUGCUAACGUCACUCUCUUCAAGGGUGAAUACGGUCGUUUGGGCGCGUUUGAACGUCUUCGACCACCUUUUGACCAGAAAAAUCCAUUCCCGGCCACCAUAGCCGUCAAUCGUGAGCUGCACACGGAAAAAAGUGAGCGCAGCUGUCGUCACAUUGAAUUCGCCGUUGAAGGAUCUCGAAUUCGUUAUGAAGCCGGUGAUCACCUCGCGGUUUUCCCAACAAAUGACAUUGAGCUAGUCGAUGCGAUGAUUUCUAUGCUGGAUUUUGAUCCGGAGCAGGCAUUCCGUCUAAUCAAUAUUGACGAGGAAUCGUCGAAGAGAAAUCCGUUCCCGUGUCCAUGUACCUAUCGAACUGCCCUAACCCAUUACGUCGAUAUAUGCGCACCUUUAAAGAGUCACGUGCUUAAGGCAAUUAGUGAAUACUGCACAGACGAAAAGGAGAAAACUCAUCUACAACUGCUGUCUACCGCCAACGAAGAAGGAUUAAAAGAAUAUUCGCAAUAUAUUGUGAAAGAACGCAGAUCGAUAAUCGACGUACUACGCGAUCAUCCGUCAUGUAAGCCGCCGAUUGAAUAUUUGCUAGAGCUGCUGCCACGUCUUCAGGCUCGUUACUACAGUAUUGCCUCGUCACCCAAACACCAAGACAACCGAAUUGCAAUUUGUUGUAUUGUCACUAAAUAUUCGAUUGGAGAUAGGCUAAUAAGAGGAGUCUGCACGAACUAUCUAUCAGGGAAGAAAGUUAAUGAUCGCACGCCGGUGUUCGUCAGGAAGUCUCAAAUGCGUCUCCCUCAUCGUACUUCUACACCGGUGAUAAUGAUUGGGCCAGGAACAGGUUUCGCUCCAUUCAGAGCUUUUAUUCAAGAACGUAAAUUCCAGAAAGAUCAAGGAAAAGAAGUUGGACCGAUGAUGUUGUACUAUGGAUGCCGACGUCCUGAUCAUGAUUACAUCUACAAGGAUGAAAUUGAGGAAAUGGUAGCCGAUGGAGUGAUCACUGAUCUGUUUUGUGCAUUUUCGCGUGCACAAAAGGAUAAAGUUUACGUACAGAAUAAACUCUGGGAGAGCCGCGACAAAGUCUGGAGUGCAGUGGAGUCCGGUGCUCAUAUAUACGUAUGCGGAGAUGCACGUAAUAUGGCACGUGACGUGCAAAACACUCUACAACGCAUAUUCCGUGAGGUCGGCGGUAAAACCGAUGAGGAAGCAGCAAAACUAUUAAAAGAUCUGGAACGACAACGAAGAUAUCAGGCAGAUGUCUGGUCAUAG